Chanos chanos (milkfish) is the source of this 630-nucleotide messenger RNA. Its product is annotated as SLAM family member 5-like. Bases 1 to 630 code for a protein of 209 amino acids. The record is from RefSeq and is a predicted model, not a curated record. The transcript is spliced from 4 exons. NCBI's taxonomy places the organism in Eukaryota, Metazoa, Chordata, Actinopteri, Gonorynchiformes, Chanidae.
AUGAUUGGCCUCACUCUAGCUCACAUUAUCGAGCUUACAGUGCCCUGGGAGGAUGCAGUGGAGGAGGCCUAUGAGCGCAAGAAACUGAGUAGUGUUCAGAUAGUGUGGACAUUUGGACCCGGGGAUCCAAAAACACGCAUUGCCCAAAUCCGUGCUGUGGACAUAAAACCAGAUUACAAUGAUAAAUUCAGGGACAGACUGCAUCUGGACAGACAGACUGGGUCUCUCACCAUCAGGAACAUCAGCAUCACAGACUCUGGAGUUUAUAAAGCACAAAUCAUCAGUAAAAUGAUUUCAGAGAAGAGUUUCAGUUACACAGUCUAUGCUACUGUCCCUGCUCCUCACAUUAGACUCAGAGAGAGUCACUCAGCAGGAAGUGGAUCAUCUUGUUUAAAGUGUUCAGUGGUGUGUUCAGUUGAGAAUCAGAGAAAUGUGACUCUGUCCUGGUACAAAGGGAAAGAGAUACUGAACCAGACCAGCAGCCCUGAUCUCAACACCAACCUCUCUCUCCCUCUGGAGAUAGAAGAUCAGGACAACAACACCUACAGCUGUGUAUCUGCUAACCCAGUCAGUAACCAGACAACACAACUCAACAUUUGCAACAAGCCUAGCAAUACUUUUGGUAGCUGA